GCAAAAUAAUAUCUCUCACGGCCAUAUCACACACAAAGGAGAAAAUCACAAUAUGACAACAUACGGCACAAAUCCGACGUCGCCUAACGACUUAGCCCCCAAACUCGAGUACAUCAGCCGCGGCAAUAACGUAAGAUCAGGCCUAGCCACGCGCCGCCCUUGGAAGCAAAUGCUCGACCUCCGUUCAUUCAGCUUCCCACGCAAACUAGCCACCGUGAUCACCAGAGUCAAAGCCAACAUCGUCUAUUUCCAGACCAACUACACCAUAGUCGUCUUCUUCUCCGUGUUCCUCAGUCUGGUCUGGAACCCCUUCUCCCUCCUAAUCCUACUCGCCCUACUCGGCGCAUGGCUCUUCCUCUACUUCCUUCGUGACGAACCGCUCGCUGUAUUCGACCGCGAGAUCGACCAUCGUAUUGUGCUCAUAGUCAUGUCGGUUCUCACUCUCUCGAUCCUUUUCUUAACCGACGCUAAGCUCAAUAUCGCGGUGGCUAUCGUGGCCGGUACGGCGGCUGUGUUGUCUCACGCAGCUGUUAGGAAAACUGAAGAUUUGUAUCAAAACGACGAAGAAACCAGUCUCUUGAACCCCUAAGAAAAAUGAUCGUUAUUUCAUUUGUUAGGCUCCCUCGCAUUAUGACUAUGAUUGUUUAUUUGCGUGCGUUUAGGUUCGUUUGAUUCAGUGUUAUGAAAUUAAAUAUU
Molecule: messenger RNA, 696 nt
Organism: Capsella rubella
Lineage: Eukaryota; Viridiplantae; Streptophyta; Magnoliopsida; Brassicales; Brassicaceae
Product: PRA1 family protein F1
Exons: 1
Coding region: 53-589 (178 amino acids)
Biological process (GO): vesicle-mediated transport
Cellular component (GO): Golgi apparatus; endoplasmic reticulum
Source: RefSeq, a predicted model, not a curated record